Molecule: messenger RNA, 591 nt
Organism: Sodiomyces alkalinus F11
Lineage: Eukaryota; Fungi; Ascomycota; Sordariomycetes; Glomerellales; Plectosphaerellaceae
Exons: 2
Biological process (GO): superoxide metabolic process
Molecular function (GO): metal ion binding
Source: RefSeq, a predicted model, not a curated record
AUGCGGUCCCAGUCUAUCCUGCCGGUCCUCAUGGCCGCGGCCAUUGGACAUACUGUUGCCCAGGAGGAGGAGCGCGUUACCGGGGAACUCGGCGACGCCCAAAUCGUCAGCGGCAACCCCCCCGGCCUAGUCUACGAAGCCGUCCUACCCGAGGAACCCUGGGCCUCAGGCCUGAGCAUGCAAGGCAACGUCAAGGGCUCCAUCGUCGCCGCCUCGGCCCCCGACGGCGUCGGCGUCGAAUUCCGCGUCCGCUUCUCCAACCUCCCCACCUCCGACGGCCUGCUCUCCUACCACCUCCACGCCGCCCCCGUCCCCGAAGACGGCAACUGCACCCAGACCCUGGCCCACCUGGACCCGUACAUCCGCCGGGGCUCGCCCCCGUGCGACGCCUCCGCCCCGGAGACCUGCGAGGUGGGCGACCUCAGCGGGAAGCACGGCCUGAUCGACCCGGCCGGUGGUGCUUUCGAGGCCGUGUACGUCGACGAGUUUGCGUCGCUCAUCGAGGGCCAGGGCGCGUUUUUCGGGAACCGCAGUUUUGUGUUGCAUCUUGCUUCCGACUUGACGCGGGUGACGUGCGCCAAUUUCGUGCUU